This is a messenger RNA of Centrocercus urophasianus (Greater sage-grouse), 4440 nucleotides long. RefSeq names its product steroidogenic acute regulatory protein (gene STAR). NCBI's taxonomy places the organism in Eukaryota, Metazoa, Chordata, Aves, Galliformes, Phasianidae. The transcript is spliced from 7 exons. Gene Ontology annotation, molecular function: cholesterol binding; cholesterol transfer activity. The record is from RefSeq and is a predicted model, not a curated record. Gene Ontology annotation, biological process: intracellular cholesterol transport; steroid biosynthetic process; regulation of steroid biosynthetic process. The coding region runs from base 1485 to 2342 and encodes 285 amino acids. Gene Ontology annotation, cellular component: mitochondrial intermembrane space; mitochondrion.
AGCAUCAAAGCAGCCUUGGGACAGUGGGGGGGCACCUCAGGGCCCCUGCACAGGGAGGGGACAUGGCUUCAGCCUCCCCCCUGCUGGAACCUCUCCUGGAGACUGAGAUGUGGAAUGGGGGUAGAAAAGGGAAUUGUCCUGGUGGCUCAGGGCGCUGUGUGAGCAGAGGUGAGCGAUGUGUGAGGUGCAGGCAGUGCAUUGAGAUGCUGAAUGUCAAAAGGGAUGUGAGGUUUGACAUUCAGAGCUCUGGAGUGGGGCUGGGACCCCUCCUUUCUUGCAGCUCCUGGGCAUGGUGGUGUUGUGGGACACCUGAGGAGGUGCUGAUGUGACACUGUGCAGUCGGUGAGCAUUCAGGGGCACCUCAGUUUUGCAGGUAUCCCUAAGUUUUGCCCUAGAAUAAAGGCACCCUGGAGCUGAAGGGGUGGCUCUGUGAGGGAGCAGUUCAGUUCCUCUCAAAAACAAGUGCAUGUCCUUGCUCCGAGGCCGUGUGUUCGGGGCUGCUGCUCCAUUAGGAUAACAGCAGUGCAGAGCUGGAAAUCUCUGAGCUGGGAAGGCUGUCUGCAUUGCCAGGGCAGCAAUCUGGGAAGGAGAUGCUCAGCUGCUGCCUUCCCGUGGUCCCUCCAUACCCCGUCCCAUUGCAGGUGAGAUGUGAGAUGUGCUCAGUCUGAUUGGAGAGGAUCCAUCCAGAUCCCUCCUGGAGGUGUGGGCAGGAGCAGUGCAGCCAUUCCCAGGUACAGGUAGGGCUGAGCACCACAGGGCUGUGCUGCAGUUCCCCGUGUGCCCUCAGCACCACAGUGAGUGGGUGACCUCCCCCCCCUCACCAAACUGUUGCGACAGCAAAGAGGAGCAAGGUCAGCAUCCCCGCAGCAGAGUGCAGGAGCUGACGUCAAAGGAAGCAGCUGUGAUUCACAGCUUCUGGGGAGCACUCAGUGCUGGGGCUGUAACUCAUCCCACAGAUGUCAUUUCAGCCUUGAACAUUAUCACUGCUCUUGCUCCACCCCCAGGAGAUGUGGGGCUGCCCCCUCAGUGCAGCAGAGCGUGGCUGGGACCCCCACCCCACAGCCUCCCUCUGCGCUUUGCAGCCCUGCUCUGCAUGCACAACCCUCAGCUGCAGCUCCAUGCAAGCUGUCUACAAAGUUCUCUCAGCCUCACUACGUGCACAGAGCAUCCAUGUGCAUUCCCCACGUGCCGUGCAGCAGCAGAGGGGGACAGCAGAGUUUGCCCCACAUAUCUGGGCAGCAGCAGCUGCGUAAGGAUGUGCGCAUGCGCUGCUGCUGGCACCCACUGUGACCCACAGCCCCCAGCAGAUGCAUGGGGAGACGGAGCUGCCCUUGGCCUGCAGGGCACUGCCGUAAGUGAUGGCCCUUAUCUCGGUGCUGACAAGCCAGCAUCCUUCAGCUGGUGGAUUUAAGGCCCAGCCUUGGGGCUGAGGCACAGCAGUAUUUGCAGCAGUCACCAGAACUGAGCUCCACAGCGCUGCAGAGAUGCUGCCUGCCACCUUCAAGCUGUGUGCUGCCAUCUCCUACCAACACCUGCGCAACGUGACCGGGCUGCGCAGACAGGCUGCAGUGGCCAUCAGCCAGGAGCUCAGCAAGCUGUCGUGCCGCAGCGCGGGGCCCAGCACGUGGAUCAGCCAGGUCCGCAGGCGAAGCUCUCUGCUCAGCUCCAGGCUGGAGGAGAAGCCCUUCAGCGAGAUGGAGAUGUCCUACAUCAAACAAGGAGAGGAAGCCCUGCAGAAAUCACUCAGCAUCCUCGGGGAUCAGGAGGGCUGGAAGACGGAGACGGUGGUGGACAACGGAGACAAAGUGCUGAGCAAAGUGCUGCCGGACGUGGGCAAGGUGUUCCGACUGGAGGUGGUGGUGGAUCAGCCCCUGGAUGCUGUGUACAGUGAGCUGGUGGACAACAUGGAGCAGAUGGGAGACUGGAAUCCCAGCGUCCAAGAGGUGAAGAUCCUCCAGAAGGUUGGGAAGGACACCCUGAUAACCCACGAGACAGCAGCUGCUGUACCUGGGAACAUCGUUGGGCCUCGGGAUUUUGUGAGUGUGAGGUGCUCCCGACGCCGAGGCUCCACCUGCGUGCUGGCAGGGAUGUCCACCAAGCACGGAGCCAUGCCCGAGCAGCAGGGAUUUAUCAGAGCUGAGAAUGGCCCCACAUGCAUGGUGCUGCGCCCGCUGGCUGGCAGUCCCUCUCAGACCAAGUUAACGUGGCUUCUUAGCAUUGACCUGAAGGGCUGGCUGCCAAAGACCAUCAUCAACCAGGUCCUGUCUCAGACCCAGGUGGAUUUUGCCAAGCACCUCCGGCAGCGCAUGGCGCGGGCUGCUGAGUGCACAGGCUGCCACUGAGAGCUUCGUUCAGGGCUGACAGCUGGGAUCUCAUCCCUAGAUAAGUCAGAUACAACUCAAUUCUGGCCUGUGCUAACAAGACAGGCCUUUAAUAGUAGGCAGUAGUAAUAAAGCUUAACUAAUUAGCCAGGAGCCUGAUUCAGAAGGCAGUGCCAGCAGCGAGCGGAUGCCGUACCUGAAGCAGCACGUUGUUGCUGGGACCUCCCAGCUAAUUACUUGAAGCUUUAUUAGUCUGCAGUAAAAAGGCCUUGGCUAAUUAGUUAUUAGGGAAGAGUCCCAGGAGCCUCGUUCAGAAGGCAGGGCCAGGCAGUGCUGCUCCGUGUGCAGAACACAGGGCUUAGCCUCAAAUGCAUUCCCCUCCUUUCCCCUAGCAAAGCAGCUCUAAGUUAUUUGAUGUGAUUUUGCACAGGAAGAUUAUUUAUUCAAAGUUCUGCACUGAUUGUCAUUAGCAGGAGUCCCUGGGAAACUCGUCAUUGCUUCCAUAGACAGCUUCAGAUUUCAAGUAGGUACUUUAAGGUUGCAGGUUAUGAAGGGGGAACUGCGAUACUUCAACAAAAAGCACAAGACAAAAACGAGGGAAGAGUUUAAAAGAAGAGUUUAUGGUUCAACUGGCUGCCAGUUUAUGUAAAAAACAAAAGAAAAACAAAAAAAUCCAGCUUGGGCAGAAGCCCAAAUUUCAGUCUUACAUGCAGUUGUCUCGUUACAACACAAUCCUGGAUGGAAACUGUUGAGAUUUAGCCAAGCACAGCUAAGCAGAAGUGCCAGAGUUGCUUCUGCAGGGAUGGAGACAGCAGGUGGGUGCAACCACACACCUGGUCCCACUGAACGACGACUGGUGUGAGUCAGAUGGGAAAUGAUCUCAACACAGUCGUUGCUUCUUCAGCUAGCCACACUGUGAGCUCUUGGAGCCUCGCAGAGAUGCUCACAAACAGCACAAUACACACUAGGACAGCAUUGACUUGGACUCAGCACAGUGGCACUGCAUGAAUCUCCAGCACGCACUGCAGCUGCUGCCCAGAGCUGCGUUGGCUUCGUGUUUGUUCGUUAUGGGUUGUUCUGAGCUGCACCUUCCUCCAGAAUAAAAUCCACCUGGGUUGAGUCGCUGCCUUAUUGUGCUGCCCCUGCUUGCUUCAAGGCUCCCAGGGGGGGCUUCGUCUUCCAUCCACUUCUGUCUCCACGUGAUACAGGACGUCUGCCAGCGUGUGUUCCACUACAGCUCCCCAGCCCAUGUCGCUCAUCUACAAAGGGAGCAGAAGGCCAAGACAAAAACACCUUUGCUUAAACAAAGCCAGGUUUAACCACCAAGUUUUUUUCUCAUCCUUGUUCUGCUUUUCUCUUGCUAUUGCCUCUCCCAGAUUUUUAAAUGCAUUCCUUCUGGCUGCACCAUCAAGCUGUGAGUAGAAGCGACGAUGCUAAGUGCAGCCCUGCUGUAAAUCUCCCCUCCCAGCACUGAAUUCCCAGUCCCCUUCUGUUGAAAUGCUGUGCUGUGAGGUGAGGGAGAUGCGUGCUGUUACUUACGGGGCGGUAGGUGACAUCUCUGGGGGGGUACUUGAAAUAUGGCCCAAAGUUGAUAGAAACCUACAGAGAACAUUUAUGUGUCAGUACAAAGCUGGAUAACUUGGCUCGCUUUAUUUCCCCCCCCCAAUUCUUCAACCCUGACCCUCUUACACUCCUGAGCAUAACUGCACCCUGCACAGAUACCUGUAAAUAUACAUCUCUGCAUUAAAGGACAGCAUUAAUUAGGAGCUUGAUGAGGUUAAAUAACACAAGGUGAAUAAAUGCAUUGUUCUGGGCUGCCUCCACCACCAUAAAACUCUGCCUCUCCUUUCUGCUCACUUCACUGGGCUUGCUUGGCCCGUUCCCAGCACGCACACACUCUGCAUCACCAGAACUGUGGCUGGACUCAGGCAUUAUCUUUGAAAGCAUGUUGUUACCGUGCAGCCUUUGUACAAAGAAAUAGCAGGGAAAUAAACUCCUUCAAAAAUGUCUUUAAAAGCGACUCCUUGGCUGGCGCCGUUCUUGAAGAAUAUGAUCUGAAAAGGAAAAGGAGGAGUUUUGCAGUCGGUUCCUUGGCAAAAGGCAGCUUAUCAGCAAGGGU